AUGGGUUCUAUUUCCACGGGGAAGACCAUUGAGAAACUUCGUACACUAUUUUCUGCUUAUGGUUUACCUGAGGAGUUGGUGUGUGACAACGGCACGUCUUUUACCAGCCUAGAAUUCAGGGAGUUUCUUAGAAAAAAUGGUGUGAAACAAACAUUUUCUCCACCAUAUCACCCUGCCUCCAAUGGAGCAGCCGAGAGUUCUGUUCAAGAAGUUAAGAAAAGUUUGUUAAGGCAAGUUUUGGGUGAAAAAUCAUCUCAGCAGACAUCACUGCAGUAUAAAUUGGAUAACUUUCUUUUCGCAUAUCGUAAUACUCCAUCGUCAGUAACCGGUGUGAGCCCGGCUGAACUGUUCUUACGUUGGAAACCUCGAACAAAAUUGACUAUGUUAAAACCUAAUCUACUAGACGAGUCAAGGAAGAAGCAGGAAAUGCAGAAACGAGCCUCAGAUAGGCAUAGAGGUGCGUGUAGAUUUUUUAAUGAAAAUCAGAAGGUGUUGGUUAAAACAGUCAGACAGGAGAAAGUUAGUUGGGUUCCAGGUCGUAUAUUCAAGUGUAAAAGUCCAGUUACUUAUUUGGUUAGUGUUCUUGGCAAAACAAGAGUUUGCCAUGCAGACCAUCUUAGGCCAACUGAGGUAGAGGAGGACGAAAUCGUCGUGCGGAAAGAGGAAGUUGGAAGAAGGACUAUCGAGGCACAUCAACAAGAAUUCAAUAGAGAUUUGCCUAUUUUUCAGGAGUCUACAUCACCAUCAAUAUCAAGACAUGAUGCUUCACCUUAUUUGCCUAGAUUGAAGUCUGAUGUUGGGAAACCACGGGGUGUGCAAUACAGUCCAUCUACAGUUUUGAGGAGAUCACAUAGGACUGUGCACAAGCCGGAGAAAUUGGAUCUAUAA
Messenger RNA from Macrosteles quadrilineatus (aster leafhopper), 888 nucleotides. RefSeq lists its product as uncharacterized. The coding region runs from base 1 to 888 and encodes 295 amino acids. The record is from RefSeq and is a predicted model, not a curated record. Gene Ontology annotation, molecular function: nucleic acid binding. NCBI's taxonomy places the organism in Eukaryota, Metazoa, Arthropoda, Insecta, Hemiptera, Cicadellidae. Gene Ontology annotation, biological process: DNA integration. The transcript has a single exon.